Alternaria infectoria is the source of this 1659-nucleotide messenger RNA. RefSeq lists its product as uncharacterized. Lineage: Eukaryota; Fungi; Ascomycota; Dothideomycetes; Pleosporales; Pleosporaceae. The record is from RefSeq and is a predicted model, not a curated record. Gene Ontology annotation, cellular component: membrane. Gene Ontology annotation, biological process: arachidonate metabolic process. The transcript is spliced from 2 exons. Bases 1 to 1659 code for a protein of 552 amino acids.
AUGUUGCAACCCCCCGAGCCGGCCUCGAGGCCGCUGAGUAUAAGGACGACGGGUACCAGUGCGACCCAGCAGGACAAGACUGGAGAAACCUGGAAGAUGAACGUUACCAAAGAGAAUUGCUGGGAGGAUUUGAUACUCACGCUAGAUGGGGGUGGCAUUCGCGGCUACUCGAGCCUCCUGAUCAUCCAACGCCUCAUGCACGAAAUCGCCGAAGCCGAACGCCGAAUACAAGCAGACGAAGGCCCCGUAGAAGGCAGCGAACGAAUCGAUUUCGACGAAAACGAGCUACUGCCAUGUCAUUAUUUCGACUACAUGUACGGAACCAGCACGGGCGGCCUCAUAGCCGUUAUGCUGGCUAGGUUACGGAUGAGCGUACCACAGUGUCUCGAAUUAUACCGCAGAGUAGGACACGAGCUUUUUGGGCAUAAAAGGAGUGUGCUGCCACUUGCUACCAAAUAUCACCACGAGCCGUUGGAGAAGGCCGUGCGAGAUAUUGUGAAGCAGUACUGUAAGGAGCACAAGAGCUGCACAGGAGACGACUGGCAUCCUUGGGUUCUGGAGGAAGAGGAUACGUCAGGGGUAGUACCGGUACAAGAGUCAGGGAUAGGCUCCUUACAAAGUUCAACUACAUGGUCAAGUGGUGCGCCCUCAGUCAGAGCCAAGCCAACAGAGCGGAUAUGUCAAUCGAUCUGCCUCACAGCCACCCACUCCGGUCAAAUCGAUGAAGCCUACCUCCUCCGCUCAUACAACCAUCAAUACGACCCCGACAUCGCUCCACCUUGGGUCACGUCUUACAACGCCGGUGCCGAUAAGUUGAAGAUAUGGCAGGUAACGCGGGCCACUUCAGCAGCCCCUUUCUACUUCGAGAUGCUCACGGCCGAUAUUGGUAGCGGCAAGAACAAAAAGCGAAUGAGCUUCAAAGAUGGAGGAAUUCGCGAGAACAAUCCCUCCUACGCUGCCUAUAGUGAACACGCUUCGCUGAAGGGCGACGACACGGAGCCAGGACUGUUGCUUUCUAUCGGAACCGGACGACCAGAUACCUCGAAUGACGGAUUCGCGGCAGUCUGGCCUGGUCCGUUGGGCAAAGUCAAGGCACUGCAGAAGUGGAGCGAGAAGUUGGCUGUUUUCAAGAAUGUUUUGAUCAAAUAUACCGAGGGUGAAGACCGUCAUAAGAUGAUGCGAACAAUAGCUAAAGGAGAGCAUCGAUGGUAUAAGCGCCUCAAUGUCGACAAAGGGCUUGAAGGCCUACCACUCGACAAUUGGGUGAAGGGACCAUGGACGAACCCCCGAACAAACGAAAGGAAAGAAGUUCCUGGUGGCAAAACCCUUUCAACUAUGGAGGAAGCGACAAGAGCAUAUCUUGAGAGAGAUAAUAUUGCUAGUCCAGGAGGCCUGACUGAAUAUCGGCCUCCUAAGAUCGUUCUUCAACAGGUUGCCGAGAGACUGGUGCGGCAUAGGAGGCUAAGAGAAGCAACAAAAGCAGAGGAUCUCAGGAGAUGGCAAACGCACAUGGGUCAGUGGCUCACUGGAGAACUUAAGCCAGAGGAUGCCAUGCGCGUACCUGUCCAGUCAGCGCCUAGAAAAGGAUCACGGGGCUUCGUGUCAGGGUCGCGGCCCAUUACGCCCAGCGGCGGCAAAGCACCCGACAUCGCUUCGUGA